GGCAUCAUUAGCAAGUUGAUAAGAUAAAAUUUUGAUAUAAAAACGCGCUCGAAAACCCACAAAGAAUUAUGCUCAUAUUCAAAUCUUCCUUCUCAUUUUCAAAUUCCACAACCAAAACCAAAUAAAAAUGGUUUCCCACCUGGCGACACUUUUUGGGUGUGCCUUUCUCGCAUGCUCCGCCCUCGCAGCUUGUCCAGUUUUCAUUCCAGUGGGCAAUUUAGAUUUGGUCGAGUACUCAGGAGACUGGAAAAUCCACGGACUGCUCCGCACGUUUGGGGGAAACCCUGGAAUGAGAUGUCUGCACGUCGAAAUGGACAGUCUUGAUUGGACGACAGAACCUGUCGACGUCCACGCCAUCCUUCACGGCGAAUAUGUGGCCACGAAUGUCACCUUUGAACAAGAACUUCCUGCCGAAGUGCCCCGGCUCAUCGAACCUGGAAAAUGGACAAUUAACAUCAAUGGGACAAACUUUGAGCACACCAUCCUUCACACCGACUACAACAAUUCAUUGGUCAUUAGCUGCGCUCCCGUCACCGAUUUUGAUAACGCCCUCAUUGUUCUCUUCAACACUCGGACAUUUGAACCCAUGAAUCCGACCGUCAUCGAUCAGUACAAGUAUCUCCUUCAGAAUUACUACCAAAUUGACGAUGAGUUCUACUACCCAAUUUUCCAAAGUGAGGAAUUCUGUAAGGAGCACACGCAUCCAUAAAAAGUCUAAAAAAAGAUCCCUUAAAAUCUAAAAAUUUUAUUAUUGGGAGCGAAAUUAUGACAAUGUUGCCAAUGAGCGUGCUAAAAUUUGUAGUAAACCAUAAAAAUUAUA
This is a messenger RNA of Folsomia candida, 820 nucleotides long. RefSeq lists its product as uncharacterized. Lineage: Eukaryota; Metazoa; Arthropoda; Collembola; Entomobryomorpha; Isotomidae. The coding region runs from base 128 to 709 and encodes 193 amino acids. The record is from RefSeq and is a predicted model, not a curated record. The transcript is spliced from 3 exons.